Messenger RNA from Dermacentor andersoni, 1192 nucleotides. RefSeq lists its product as uncharacterized. NCBI's taxonomy places the organism in Eukaryota, Metazoa, Arthropoda, Arachnida, Ixodida, Ixodidae. The record is from RefSeq and is a predicted model, not a curated record.
AUAGGCGCACACAGCGGCAGGCUUGCUAGCAUCCAGACAUUCAGAUAUCGUGGCCAGCGGACGCGGGUGCGCCAUCAUGUCACCGCCGCUGCUACUCGUCCUGGCCUUCGCGUCGGCCGUUCUCGUGAGUUCGGCGCUGGCGAAUCAGUACGUUUGGGGAGCAGACCCGCUCGCCGGCGACGCGUCGCAGUUAGACGAAGUGGUACCCGAGCCGGGCGCGGAGGAUCCGGCGAACAAGACGGUGAUCUGGCCCAGCGACAGCCGCUGGUGCCAGUGCGUCGGCAACGAGUGCGGCUGCUGCUUCAACAUGUCAGCGCCACGCUUCGGCAUCAAGAACAAAGCCUGCAGCAACCUGACGUACUACCCCGACCAGUACGCUUUGGGCUUCAGCAUCUCCAUCGAUGACAUCGUUGUCCUCAACCGAACCGUGUCAGGCCGCGAUCCGCCGCCCAUCUGCUGGCCCGAGCAGAUCGCGCAGCUGUGCGUCCGCUUCUACAACAUGACCUACCACCGAGCUGAGGUGGACGGCUGCGUGAGGCUCGAGGGCGUCGUCGCACACGAGGUCAUCGUCAGCUACAACGUGGGCUGCUAUGUGCUCGACAACGAUGCCGUGACGACGCGCAUCGCGGGGCUUCGCAGGUUGCUCAUCGACGCGAUCCGCCGCCGUAGGCGCCCGGACCUCUGGCCAGAGGGCGCCGACGAAAUCGACGACAGUAGGGAGAGAUGAUGUGCUCUUCCCUGGUCUCCCACCCCUUCUCUAGCAUAAGCACUUGUCCACGCGAGGUAAAUGUGAUGCAUUUUGCAUCGGCCGGUCCGCAAAUUUGAACGACUGCGUGCCUAAAGUGUCAUCAGCAUUUCAAUGCGGGAAUAACGCGGAAGGCAGAAAAAAAGAAAAAAAGACGACUACACAUUAUGUCAGUGCGUCGAGACAGAACUAACGAAUGCCCGUCGUAACUCAUAUGGAUGUACAAAGGCAAUUUAAAAACAUUUUCCCCGUUCUAACUGAACCGCCUCGCGCUCAAACAUACCGCAUAAUAUUCUCUAAUUGUGGUAGGCUUUGCCCGACACUACGCUUGACGAUGAGGUUGGUGUGCUCCUACCGAAACAAAUAUACGGGUGCGUCGUAGCCUGAGGCCCAGAGUAUCGCGCGGUCAGCGUACAAUCAGCAAAUGAAUAAAAAUUUAUCACGGAG